Messenger RNA from Effrenium voratum, 2592 nucleotides. NCBI's taxonomy places the organism in Eukaryota, Dinophyceae, Suessiales, Symbiodiniaceae. The record is from the annotation of a GenBank genome assembly.
GACAUGUUGGCACGCAAGAAGUCGUCCGCCGCCCAAGAGUGCUCAUCAAAUGCUUGAAGGCCCGUGAAGUUCAGGAAUGGCCAUGGCUGUGAUGAGGGCCAGGAUAAAAAGCCAAGGUGCGUGCCUCAGCCUGGGAAUGCGCUGGCGCUGCUCAUUGCAGUGGCCGAGCACGGAGUCCCUGUCCGCCGCCCACGAGUUUUCGCGAGGAGUUCCCGGUCGGAAGGACCGCAACAGCGCACCGGCCCAAUCUUCAGACUUGUCCACUAACGCAAGCAGAUUGACCCUUUUCGCAUCCUGCGAGCUUAGUGAGGCCAAAGCAACCCUGAAGGGCUUGAAAGAGGAUUCUCGCAGGGCGCAGGUGACAAGCUGGCACCCUGGGCGUGGCGGAGUUGCUUCGCGCGCCAGCCCGCAGCAGGACAGUGGUGCGGAGGACUGGCUCGCCAAGAGCUGCGAGGAGGUGGAGGGCUUCAAGAAGGCCCAGGUGCCCAGUUGGGCAGAGGCUGUGCUGAUUGACGGCGGGCUGGAAGCAGACGAUGAGUUCAUCCAGCGGACGGUGACCGCACUGCUGCAGCAAGGCGUCACCGGCAAGUCCCUGCUGGAGCUGACACUGGAGAAGCUGAUGGCAGCUCCGUACAACAUCCCUGGCGGACCUGCAGAGGUGCUGACAAAGAAGAUCCAGUUGCUGAAGGAGCCCCAGGUUGAGCUCCCUCGUUUUAGCGCCACAGAUCUCUUGGACUUCGAAGACCGCUUUUUGAAUAGCCGAAUCAACAACAAGGAUGAGAGGCCGUUUCUAGAAAGGGAGGCGGUUGUUCGGAGUCUUGUGGAGCAAAUAGAACAGAUCCAAAGGAAUGGGACCAACAAGCCGACGGUCUUGGCCUUGUGGAGCCCAAGGGGCACCGGCAAGACAUCGCUUGUCCGACACCUGGCUUUGAAGGUCCCGAACUUCUCAGAAAGCCGAAGAUGUGGGCGGCUUUUAGUGGUUGAUGCGCGAGAGAUUCCAAAGUCAGCGUUGCAGGAAGCUCCCAGUAGGAUUGCUUCUGCAAUUGUCGUGUGGCACCUGUCACAGUUGCUGUGCGGGUACAGCAUCGAAGUGAGUGGGCUGGUGGUGAGUUUUAGGGGCAUGGACUUCAUUGCAGUGCUGGAGGCCCUCAAACGUACAUCGGUACGACGUGAAAUUGAUAGGUGCGACAGCUUCGAAGUUUGGCUUGGCUCAUUUUGUCGAAAGAAGCAGGGCGUCUUCGAGCAGUGGCUGUUGGUGACGGCUGCAGCCUUCAACGCAACACCAGACUGCGCUUGCUUGGUGUUCCUCGAUCAGGCAGAGCUGCUUGUGAAUCAUGAGGUCGAGGGACUGAGCCACCAUGGACAGAAAUCAGCUUUCACCGAAAUAUUUGGCGAAUUCCCGCAGAAGAUGGGCAUGUUUUCGGCAGGCACGGUGAAUAUCUUGACCGAUAGGCCAUCGGAGGAGUACACCUCGCUUAAGGUCCAGGAAGUACCGGCUCUGGCGCCAUUGUCGCUGCAAGCCGCCAGACGGGCCAUGGCAGAGUGGGGAGGCAUGCAAUACAAGAAGAAGGAAUUCGACAACAUUCACCUCUUCUCGGCUGGGGUACCCCGGCUUCUGGAGGCGGCUUUCCAGACCUGGGGUGAGUUGGCAUCAACUGCUCAGGUUGCACUCAAUGCCAUGUCGCAGGAGUUCAGAAGCUCGUAUGCGGAUGCAGCCCCCUACUUCAAUCAGCCAGAAGUGGCUUUGGCGUUGGUUCUUUGCUCGGCGGUUCGAUGGCCUGCAGAAGGCCACCAGCUUGUGCCCGGAACCUCAGUGAGGUGGUCAGACAUCUUCAGGGCCGGAGCAGCAUUUCCAAACAACAAGUGCGUACUGGUUCCACGGCUGUGGUGGUGUGAGGAUACCAAUAUCAAAGACGCCAUCCGAAACGAUUUGAAAGAGCUGAACAUUGACCUGGAGGGGCUCCUGCCAGAUUCCUCGCAGUUGCUCAACAGCCCAACAAGGGGUGCCACUGAAAGGGGGGAGAAGUGGGAAGAGCUGGUUGCAAAUUCCCUGGCAGCGCGGUUCCGCCUUCACUGCAUAGCAAGAAACCUGAUUGCUGAAGUCACCUGGGUCCCUUUUUUGAAGAUCUACCCUACGGAGGAUCCACAUUUGCGAGCUGUUUUGGAGCCUUUCGAAGUUUGCUGGAGUGAUGGUGUGGAACAUCCAAGCGGCCAAGGCAAUGAAGCAACUGUCAUGAGUGACGUUGGGAAGGCCAUCAAGUCCAACCGGAAUUUUGCAACGGCUCACCACGACCUUUUGAUCCCCGUGAGAUGCAAGGCAACUGGUAAGCUCGAGUUCAUUGCUGCGCAAUGUCGUUAUGGACAGAAAAAGAAAAAGGAUGCAGACGGCCUGAAGUUGCAGGACAAGGCGAAGAAGGACAACUUUGAGGACAUGCAAAAUGUGUUGCUGCAGAUUUGCAGUGAGUCUGAAGGCUGGCAGUCCUUUACAAACAAGACAUGGGCCAGACGUCAGGAGGAGAAGAAAUACUCUCUCAUGAGUUGCGAGACUAUCAUUGCGCAGCUGGACGUGCUGAAGCUUUUGUGAGUGUACAA